Messenger RNA from Thalassophryne amazonica, 2037 nucleotides. RefSeq names its product transmembrane protein 189 (gene peds1b). The coding region runs from base 24 to 1151 and encodes 375 amino acids. The record is from RefSeq and is a predicted model, not a curated record. Gene Ontology annotation, molecular function: oxidoreductase activity. The transcript is spliced from 8 exons. Gene Ontology annotation, cellular component: nucleus. Gene Ontology annotation, biological process: protein K63-linked ubiquitination; DNA damage tolerance. Lineage: Eukaryota; Metazoa; Chordata; Actinopteri; Batrachoidiformes; Batrachoididae.
GGGCUGGGCUCAACGGCGGAGAAAUGGCGAGAAUGGUGACUGAGGACGGCUGUGAAGUAGAAACACCGAGCCCAGCGCCACAGGGACCGGGUCGGAGCGCGGUCAGGUGUGGCCCACAACACGCCGGCGCCCGAGAACUGGCCAGUUUAUACUCGCCAGGCAAAAGAUGUCAAGAAUGGAUAAGUGUCAUCCUCUGCUUCUCUCUUAUGGCCUUCAAUUCCAUUUACCUCCUUGCCAAUUUUCAUCUGGUACAUUUGUGGUCCAUCCUUUUUGGCAUUGUGGCAGGAAUAUUCACUGCUGACUUUGCAUCAGGACUUGUUCACUGGGCAGCUGAUACGUGGGGAUCAGUAGACUUACCCAUCUUUGGAAAGGCCUUUAUACGGCCGUUUAGAGAACACCACAUCGAUCCCACAGCCAUUACACGCCAUGACUUCAUUGAAACCAACGGUGACAACUGCAUGGUGACCCUUGUCCCGCUGGCAAACAUGGCCUACAACUUCCUCACACUUUCCCCUGCAGAGAUUUACCAUAUCUACCCCUGGUACUGCUACCUGUUUGCACUAGGAAUCUUUGUGACCCUUACCAAUCAGAUUCACAAGUGGUCACACACAUACUUUGGCCUCCCUCGCUGGGUUGUGUUCUUGCAGGACUGCCACAUUAUACUUCCCCGCAAGCACCACCGAAUCCAUCACGUCUCCCCACAUGAGACGUACUUCUGCAUCACUACUGGCGUGAGAGUUCCUCGCAAUUUCCGGCUGCUAGAAGAACUAGAAGAAGGGCAGAAAGGUGUGGGUGAUGGAACAGUGAGCUGGGGUCUUGAGGAUGACGAGGAUAUGACUUUAACACAAUGGCGAGGGGUGAUCCUCGGCCCUCCCAGGACAAAUUAUGAAAACAGGAUGUACAGUCUGAAGGUUGAAUGUGGGCCCGGUUACCCAGACACACCACCAUGUGUUAGAUUUGUGACAAAGAUAAACUUGAAUGGCGUCCACAACUCCAGCGGUUUGGUUGAUUUUCAAGCGGUGUCGGCACUGGCAAAGUGGCAGAACUCCUACAGUAUUCGAAUGGUGCUACAGGAGCUGAGAAGGCUGAUGACCUUCAAAGAAAAUAUGAAGCUUCCUCAACCACCUGAGGGGCAAAUCUACAACAACUGAGCCCAUGCUGCUUCUUCCUUCAGCUCCCCCCCCAAAAAAAAAAAUUAUUCUGUUUGCUUUCAUCCCACCCUCUUUCCAUGUGACAUCACAAAUCAGUCUACAGCAACAGUGGCAGAUACUUGCAUACACACCCACACACUGAGUGUCCAUUAAUUAUUUCCAGGCUGUCCCCCCGGUGUUCUCCACCACCGGAGUUUUGGGUGGACUCUAUGUUAUGAGGUAGGCGGAGUCUUAAUUCCACAUGUGAUCAUUUGAAUACUGUACAUCUUACUAAUCUUUUAUUUGUUAAAAAUGCAGAUUGUACAAUAACAUAAAUAAUCUUAUGAGUGUUCCUUUUGUGUGUUGCCUUUUUGUAACAUGGAAAACAGCUACUUUAAAUUGUGCAUAGUCCCGUGACUGUGUGGGAGCUGUUGGAUGUAGUUUCCAAGGUUUACAUAUGAAACCCUGACUGAUGUCUUAUUUAAGUUCAGUUUUUAAGUAUGUGCGUCUCCAGUAUGUCAAUUAUUUUUUUUUUUUUUUUUUUUUUAAGUGUGCUUAUGUUAUGGGCUUGCAGAAAAUAACCUUUAUUUUUAGUUUUUGUGUUAGACAUGAAUGUGAUAAGCUUAUCAAGGUGCAGCUGUCACACUUGGUCUUUUCUACCACUGCUAAGUCCAUAUUGUUUUAUUAAAAAAAACAAAAGUCCAAAGUGAAGACUGUAGUUAUACCACUAUAUUUGACAUUAGUAUGCAUAGUAGCAUCAUUUGCAUAUAUCUACUGUCGGUCUUGCAGAAAUUUCUCUUGGUCAGUGCUUGAAAUCAGUUACCUCAUUAAGUCCUGUGUAAAGUCAACAAGGAUAUUUGUACUGCUGUUUUUCUUUCUGCACUAUAAACCUUAAAUCAUGCCUUUC